GAAAUAAAUGUGUGUUCAUGUAGACAUGUCUGUGUACAGUAUGUGUGUGUGUGUAAGGGAGGGAGAAAGAGAGAUAUAAAUCAACAUAGACAGCCAGAGCGAAGGAAAGAUCAGAAACUGAGAGAGAUCAGAGAGUGAGAGAGAUCAGAGAGUGAAAUGAAACGAGUGUGAUCAGAGGAGGCAGAAACAGCACACGCAGAUCCCUCUCAGUUCUGAUCUGAUGAGACGCCACAGUGAACCCACGGAGGACGGAGAGAGAGGAGUGUGAGUCUGUCUGCUGGACGUCUCUGUCAUGGACCUGCUGCCGACGUUAGCGUCCUCAGUGUUAGCCUCCACAGCCAGCCUGCUGAGGGACAGUGCUGCGGCUCAGAGCAUCAGCAGGAGGCUCAACAGGAGAACCAUGUCGUCUCCAGAGAUGUGCUGGCCGGUGCCGAUGCGGGCCAUCGGGGCUCAGAACCUCCUCACCAUGCCGGGAGGAGUUUCCACCUCGGGUUACCUCCACAAGAAGGGAGGCAGCCAGUUCAGCCUCAUGAAGUGGCCUCUGAGGUACAUCAUCAUCCACAAAGGCUGUAUGUACUACUUUAAGAGCAGUACCUCCGCCGCACCACAGGGGGCGUUUUCUCUCAACGGCUACAACAGAGUGAUGAGAGCAGCGGAGGAGACGACGUCCAGUAACGUGUUUCCUUUUAAGAUCGUCCACUUCAGUAAGAAACACAGGACGUGGUUUUUCUCUGCAGCCAGCGAGGAGGAGAGGAGGAAAUGGAUGCGGCUCCUGAGAAAGGAGAUAGAUCACUAUAACGACAGAAAAGACUCUCACACUUCAAGUGACACAGAUUCAGAUGCAGACAGUUUCUACGGGACGAUUGAGAAGACCAUGACUAUUAGACACGAUGUGGACAACGCAGAAGACAAUUAUGUUGAGGAUGAUGAUGACGACGAUGAGGAAGACUAUCUGAGGCCAGACGCUGACUAUUCGCCAACGUCGACAGGUCGACCUGCUGGGCCGCCCCCCUCUUACCCCCCUCCCCCAGUGCCAGGUUUUAGUCCCCGUCAAGACUCCAUUCCAGUUUUCCACAAAGGCCUGCCUCCUCCCGUCCCGCCCGUACACAGAAACCCCAGCAGCCCGCUCCCCAAAAAACCCCCGCCCUCUGCCCCCCCUCCCUCCAUACUGAAGGGCCCCAACAGAGGACCGCCCCCUCCUCUCCCCUACGCCCCCCACCUGGAAAAGUCCUCCACCGCCCCUCCUCCUCCGCCCCCCAACGCAAAGAGAACCAGUCAGGGCAGGGCGGCUUCUGUGAGUCAGUCCGGGACCGACAUGAGAGACAGGAGGUCGAUGCCGGGGGUAACCAUCCAAACCCCCGCCACUCUACCCAUCUGCAACCAAUUAGACUCUUUGAUGGGCCUUAAUGGUCCCGCCCACCGCACCCUUAAUGUAGGAGGGAGCCAAUCAAUGGGCGUCAACCACCGCAAGAAGCCGAGCCCACCUCCUCAGUCCAAUAUAGGCCUCAGACCUGCGAUGCUGGACUCUCCGUCCCUCAGCAAGACCUUCCCCAGUCACCCACCUCCGCCUAAUCACCGUCCCACCUCUCCUCUACUUAAAACUGGACAAUUGACUAAGCCGGUGAUACCCAAGCCCCCUCCGCCAACACUUAAACCCUCACUGCCUGCAGCCAAGAACAAGCAGCAGGGGACCAAAAUUCAAAGAGCAUCUCCAGACGGCCAGAGCUUCCGGUCUCCAGGCGAUGAGGCGCCCUCAGAGUUCAGGAGGAAACUAGACUCGAGCAAACACAGCGGAGGAUGUGAAUCUGACGAUGACUACGAAAACGUGCAGAUGCCAGACUCUGUGUUCAUUGAUACGACAGAAACCAGCGUCAUUGAAAAUUUGUUCAGAGAGAGCGCUGUCCACCCCCAGGACGGACUGUACUGCAUCAGAAACUCAGGAACAAAAAUAUCAAAGGUGCUGGUGGUGUGGGAUAUCAGUACAGGCAAAGCCAGGAACUACAGGCUGUUUCAAGAGGAGGACAGCGUGUACCUGGACGCUGAAGCCCCCUUCCCUACUCUGUCAGCGGUGAUCAAACACUACUACAGCCACCCCCUGCCUCACCACGGUUCCCUGUGCCUGCAGAAGCCCUUCACAAAGACCUGAUCCACUCUGAUCCACCAGAGGAGGCUCCGCAAGGGAAAUCCAUCUCUGACAAUGGAGAUAAACUCGCUCUCACAGAUGGAAUAAGUGUCACAGAUCAUACCUCUCACUGUUCAGUGGAAAAGACUGGGUGUCGCAGCAGAAGACUCCAUGCAGCUUCACAUUGAGAACAAAACGGACUGCACGGACAGCAAGGAUUGUGAAUGUCAGUUUUAAUAACAACUACCUUUAGCAAUCAACAGCCAACGGAACAUUAUUUAAUGUACUUUAACAUAAACUAGACUCUUAGCUGAGCACAGCUAACCAUCCUACAGUAACCCUCUUUUGUGCACUGAAAACAAGACUUACUGUCAAUUAUGUUGUAGAGGAAUCUUUUACAUUUUAUACAUCAAUAACUCACCUGGAUUUGUAUCUCGCAAGCCUUUUUAAUUAGAGUCAAAAACCAGAUAAAAAUGUUGGAUGGAAUUAAAUGGCAGCAUUGUCUAAUUACAGAAAGAAUCAUCCAACAAUUAAAACCAUACAUUUACAAACUCUCCAUUAAUUUGCUUAUUUUUAACAUUUUUGCUACAUCCUUUAUAUUUAAAACACUUCGGACUUGAAUGGGCGAGUCUUAAGCAUGCCAAACCAAGAGCCUAUUUCAAGAAAAGUGUCUCAAAUAGGAACUAAAGAAAGUUUCUUUUCUGAAAAUGUAUUUGGGAAGUAGUGCGAAUACAUGAAACUUGGAGAAUACUGCAAGAAUUGUAGAGUUUGUAAAUGGAUGUUUUGAUUGACAUGUUUUGAUAUCUUGUUCACAGGGAGGUAAUCAGUGAACAACUCAUCAUGUUUGUGGCUGAAGUAUACCUUUUUAAAAGAAGGAUUUGAGUUAUGCUGAAGAUACAUGAACCUAAACAGUUGAUGUGAACAAUCCAGGAGCCAGUGUGGCCCGGCAGACGGGUGUUAUGUGUUUUGUCCACAGAGGGGCGCUGUGACACCAAGUGACAACUAUUCAAUCCAUUCUGGUUCAUGUGGGAAUCCGCCAACACUUGCAGAACAACAAGUCAAGUCCUUGCUUGUGUGACCUAUUUUAGCUGCCAGAAGAAGUGCCAGAGCUCAUACCACUGCAAAGGUGUUAAUGUUUGUCAGAACUGAGUGUGACACAGUGAGACCAUCCAUACAGGAAGAGGUCGAGUCAUGUACUUUUGUUUUAUUUUUAAGGACAAUUAUAUCAAAUCAACAUUGCAGCAUAGAAAAACAUAUAUAUUUAUAUAAUCUAUAAUUCGGUUUUUCUAUGUCAGAUAUGUUUCUUAUCGAGAACAAAUUAGAAGCUCUGGAUUAUGUUUGAACAGGACUGACUUCCAGGCAGUAUCUUUGUCAUAAAGCUCAACUUGUGUUAAUGUCUGUGGAGGAUUGUGGGGGAAACUGACCUCUGAUCACCCCUCUGAAGCUGUAUUGUAGUCAUUUGUGACUUGUAACAGACAUUUCCUCUAAUGUCUUUAGAGGACAUACAUGUUGGCAUAAGAGUACCAAAUAUUCAUUGAUUUUCCGAAUCUUAUCCCUUUAAAUGCCAUGUUGUUGCUACUUUUCACAGUAUCUCAAUGAUUAGCCAUGAUUUUCAAGCAUUUUUUAUGCAAAAAAACAUGAAGAUAUCAUGUAUGACAUUGGGGCAGUCUGAGAGGAAUGUUUCAAUCUGUUGGAAAAAAGUCGAAAUUACAGUUUUGACCAAUGCUUAAUGUCAAACCUGAUAUAAUAGGAUUCAAAUCACUUUCUGGACCAAAUUACUCAAGACGUGUCAUCCCAAAUAGACAAAGAACCCUCCUGUUUCAAAGGCAUGAAUAGAAGGGCACCAAUGUCUUCAUAUUUCACAAAUCUGACACCUCUUGUCCAGACUUUACGCCUCUUAUCAAUCAGGUAUUAAUAUAAACAAGCUCCAGAUGUGGAGCUAAAUAACUGUAAUUGUUUUUAAACCUCCCAAGGAGUGGUAACGGCUUAAAGUGUUGUGCUUUUCCUUGCAAUUUCUUGGAAACAUCUCACUGAUUAACAAGAAAUAGGACCAGACGAGUGGUGCUAAACGUCAGUGAACAUUAGGAAUUGUUUCUCAAAUGCAAAAAUGUUCACAUUCUGUAUUAAGCAUGUGAGAACAGCACUGACUUUAAUGCUGUAAAUCAAUCUAUAUUUAUAUGUAAAUGCUGUAUGUACUGUAAAAACAUGUGUGUACAAAUGUAAAAAGAUUAUUUUAUACAGAAAUAUAUGUAUGAGAAUGUAUAAAGGAUUACUCAAAGC
Molecule: messenger RNA, 4402 nt
Organism: Gymnodraco acuticeps
Lineage: Eukaryota; Metazoa; Chordata; Actinopteri; Perciformes; Bathydraconidae
Gene: sh3bp2
Product: SH3-domain binding protein 2
Exons: 13
Coding region: 293-2146 (617 amino acids)
Biological process (GO): signal transduction
Molecular function (GO): SH3 domain binding
Source: RefSeq, a predicted model, not a curated record